Leptonychotes weddellii (Weddell seal) is the source of this 911-nucleotide messenger RNA. Lineage: Eukaryota; Metazoa; Chordata; Mammalia; Carnivora; Phocidae. The record is from RefSeq and is a predicted model, not a curated record.
GCUGAUUAGCAUUCAGUGGGUGCAGUUGGCCAGGAGCGAGCGGCGCGGGGGCCGGCGGGUGGGGGCGCGGCUGUCCCCCGGGAGCCGCAGUGGGACGGGGCACAGGAUGGCCGUGUUCUAACUGGGAUCCUCGCUGACGUGUGGCCGCCGGCUCCUUGGCAGCUGUCUUUUUGGACCAGUAGGCAGAGGGGAAACUGACGCUGACGAGCCUUUUGCAUCUUGGAAGGGACUGCAAUCUACUGUAGUGAAGAACAGAACCUCUCAAUCACGCGGUGUAAAUAAGAGACGGAGGGGAGUCCAAAAGAAAAGGAAGAGGAGGGGAAAAGUGUGUGUUGGGGGAGCGGGGAAAAGCAUUUUUGGUGGAUGGUAUGAAGCCAGCCAUGGAAACUGCAGCCGAGGAAAAUACUGAACAAAGCCAAGAGAGAAAAGUGAACAGCAGAGCUGAAAUGGAAAUUGGCAGGUACCACUGGAUGUACCCAGGCUCAAAGAACCAGCAGUACCAUCCCGUGCCAACCCUGGGGGACAGGGCUAGCCCCUUGAGCAGUCCAGGCUGCUUUGAAUGCUGCAUCAAGUGUCUGGGAGGAGUCCCCUACGCCUCUCUGGUGGCCACCAUCCUCUGCUUCUCUGGGGUGGCCCUGUUCUGUGGCUGUGGGCAUGUGGCCCUCGCGGGCACUGUGGCGAUCCUUGAGCAACACUUCUCCACCAACACCAGUGACCAUGCCUUGCUGAGUGAGGUAAUACAGCUGAUGCAGUAUGUCAUCUACGGGAUCGCGUCCUUCUUCUUCCUGUACGGGAUCAUUCUGUUGGCCGAGGGCUUCUACACCACGAGUGCGGUGAAGGAGCUGCACGGCGAGUUUAAAACCACUGCCUGCGGCCGCUGCAUCAGUGGCAUGGUGAGUCCGAGCCUCUGA